AUGUCAAUUGUCUCUUUAUUAGAUGUCAAAGUAUUAAACAAUCCAGCAAAAUUUACCGAUCCAUAUGAAUUCGAAAUCACUUUUGAAUGUUUGGAAGAAUUAAAACAUGACUUAGAAUGGAAGUUGACUUAUGUUGGUAGUAGCAAAUCAUUGGAACACGAUCAAGAAUUAGAUUCUAUAUUAGUGGGUCCAGUACCUGUUGGUGUUAAUAAAUUUGUUUUCCAAGCAGACCCUCCUUCACCAGAUUUGAUUCCUGCUAGUGAAUUGGUUAGUGUAACUGUCAUAUUAUUAAGUUGUAGCUAUGACAAUAGGGAAUUUGUUAGAGUGGGUUAUUAUGUUAACAAUGAAUAUGAUAGUGAAGAGCUAAGGGAAAAUCCACCAACUGGUGCUGUUCCUAUCGAACACGUUGUCAGGAAUGUACUUGCUGAAAAACCAAGAGUUACUAGAUUUAAUAUUGUUUGGGACAAUGAUACUGGAGAGGAAAAUUAUCCGCCUGAACAACCUGAUGUUGAUGAGGAAGAGGAAGAAGAAGAAGAGGAGGAGGAAGACGAGGAAGACGAGGAAGACGAGGAAGACGAUGAUGACAAACAGCAUAAUAAUAAAAAGAGAAAAAUUUUGAAAGAGAAUAACGAAGAUGAAGAUGACGAAGAUGAAGAUGAAGAUAUCGAGAUUGACCUAGAAGCGGAAGAAGAAGAAGAAGAAGAGGAUGAAGAUGGAGAUGAAGACGAAGGAGAAGAAAGAGAAGGAGAAGGAGAUGAAAAAGGAAAGGAAAGAGAUGAAAAUGGUCUAACAACACCUAAAAUAGAAAAGGAAGAAACUCCAGAAACUAAAAUUCAAGAGGAUAACCAUACAAAUGAUAAAAUUGAUAUACCUACUCCUAAAGUAUGA
Molecule: messenger RNA, 888 nt
Organism: Saccharomycodes ludwigii
Lineage: Eukaryota; Fungi; Ascomycota; Saccharomycetes; Saccharomycodales; Saccharomycodaceae
Gene: ASF1
Product: nucleosome assembly factor ASF1
Exons: 1
Coding region: 1-888 (295 amino acids)
Biological process (GO): DNA replication-dependent chromatin assembly; nucleosome assembly; nucleosome disassembly
Cellular component (GO): nucleus
Molecular function (GO): histone binding
Source: RefSeq, a predicted model, not a curated record